AUGACUGUCCCAGGGCAUCCUACAAUCAGAGCAUUGGUCCAAUUGUGCCUUAAGAACCUCGAUGAUAUACUGAACUCAGAGCUCCCUGACGAUCAAUAUUCGUGGGCCCGCAGAUGCCAGCUUAGGCUACGAAUAUUCUCAGACCUACUUGGCGUAUGCGACGACGGCCACAUAUCUGUUGAACACCGACUGCUCACAAACCCGAGCGAAAAAUACGUUCUCUCUCUGCUUCUCGAAGCGGUCUCUUCCAAAAUCCAGCUAUGGAUAAGCCUUGGCAAACAUGAGUCGCUAGGGAACGAUCCAGAGAGUUUAGAUGAACUAUCUAGCAAUGCAUUAGGCAUUCUUCAGGACUCUGAAUAUGAAAGCGAGCUUUCAGAAAGAGUUCAAACUGCACCGGGAUCACCUUCUACUAGCGAAAAUGAGGGAGAACUGGCCGACCAGGAUGGUGAAGGCGAACAACCUGAGUCGAGUCGACCAGACACUGCUGACCUCAUAGAAAAUGUUCUUGCUAGCCUAAUCAGCUACGCGGCGUUCAUCAAAUCGCAAAACAAGUGGCUGUACGACUUCAGAGCGGACGGAUAUGAACCCAAAGACGAGUCUGGGCAGAGUCUCAUCCCAAGUUUCAUGGCAUCAGCUCGCAGGGCUCUAGAUGGAAAGCUUUCGGAACUUUCGGAGCCUUCAGGGCUGCAUCCCAAAUACGCCACGGCGGACAACUUGAGAGCUCGAUUUGAACAUGCCAUUUUGAAAAGAUGGAGAAACCUCUGCUAUUGCCGGUAUCGAGCGGAAAGGUUCAUUGAGGCUGCUGAAACGCCUAGGGCUGCGCAAGCCUCCUGCAGCGAAACCCCCCAAAAGCAAUCCUCUUUACAGACAGAAAAAAAGACGUCCACACUAAGAUGUUCAGUCAACACAGCAAAUCCGUUGGUAAUUUCUGCACUGACAGCACCAACGUCUGUUGCUGCCAUGGACGACUCAACACGCAUUCCGGGACCAACUGACAUGCGGUGCCUUAAAGAUACAUUCGAAUUCGUCUGUCCUCUUUGCCAUAUUCCUCAGAGGGUUAUUGGCGGCCAAGACGAGCUCCGGCGAUCCUGGAGGAAGCAUGCCAUUCGCGAUCUGGCCCCGCAUAUAUGUCUUUACGCACAGUGUUCUUCGCCAAAUGUCAUGUAUCACUCACUUGACGACUGGACUCGUCAUGUAGAGGCUGAGCAUAUUCAACCAAGGUUGACUUGUCGGGAAUGUCGUGAUGCAAGCGAAUUUGAAACCGAAACUGCGUUUCAAAAUCACAUGAGAGAGUACCACGAUGAGUUGCUAUCAGAUGGAGACAUGGAAAAAGUCACGGCCGAUAGUUGGAAACGAAGGGCAAAGUUCACCCAGUGUCUCCUAUGUGGCUCAGCUGGUGUCGACAAUCCGGGAGAACUCAACCAUGACGAGGAGCAACUGCACAAUUUGUCAUUGCAGUGUAUGGCCCAACAUAUGCUGUCUAUUGCGCUUAUAUCCUUACCUGAAGAUUCGUCCUUGGCCAGCAACUCAGGGGAUUCAAGUACAACGUCUGGGGCCGAGACUGACGAGCCGAGGGUCGAAUACGAGGGGAGAGAGGCGGAGUUUUCAGAUUCAUGA
Pochonia chlamydosporia 170 is the source of this 1617-nucleotide messenger RNA. RefSeq lists its product as hypothetical. Bases 1 to 1617 code for a protein of 538 amino acids. The record is from RefSeq and is a predicted model, not a curated record. Lineage: Eukaryota; Fungi; Ascomycota; Sordariomycetes; Hypocreales; Clavicipitaceae. The transcript is spliced from 2 exons.